AUGAGCGCACUGGGCGCCACAGUCGAUCCGGCUCUACAGGCUUUGAGUACCGUCCCAUUCCCGUCUCUUACAGUCAACGGCGCAGCCGCAGCCCGCGCCAAUGCUGCCGGUUCCGCAAGCCAAUCCUCUUCGACCCAAACAGCAAGUGUCCCUCGUUCCGACAAGUCUAAGACAUCAAGAAAGCGCAAGGCUGAAGCCCUAGAGGAGCCCGAGACCAUUUGCAAGAUCUUUAUCCCCGACACUCAAUCAAGUUCUGGGUCAUGCUUCAGACGAGAAGACGAAGACUAUCGUGGACGAAAGUCUAUGUGGUUUCUGACCAGUCCAUCUUCUGAUGGUAACGCGGCUUGGCAACGCGCCUUUGAUGAGGACAAGAGACUCUCUGCUCUAUUUGCUAAGCGUAAUGGCGCUGAUUCCAUUAUGAUUCAAGCUCUCUUCCAUGCUAAGGUCAAGAACGCUUGGAAUUUGGCCGCUGACCCUGACGGUCCACCUCCCUUGAUCACUCUAGAUACUUUCGGUAUCACCCAAGGCGUACACGUGGCUCUUGCUCAAUAUACUGAUGACAAUCUUGGCUUCCAAGUCGAUCCGGCUCUGAUGGCGGAGUAUUAAGACAAACUUCCAAAUAGACUUCUUGAAAGGGCAUCUGGUAGCCCAAGCAAGUAACCGCACGGUUACGAACCCGACAAAUCCCUUUUCCGACCCCGCAACAGACAAGUCUCUCCCAGCGCUCCCGCAUCAUACCACAUCUUCGACUCCC
Messenger RNA from Mollisia scopiformis, 754 nucleotides. RefSeq lists its product as uncharacterized. Lineage: Eukaryota; Fungi; Ascomycota; Leotiomycetes; Helotiales; Mollisiaceae. The coding region runs from base 1 to 606 and encodes 201 amino acids. The record is from RefSeq and is a predicted model, not a curated record. The transcript has 3 exons.